AAAUUAGAGAAUAAAAUAGCACUGUCUAUUAAUGGGCGUUUUAAAGGCGCUACAUCCAUAAGAACUUUGUAGCACUUUUAAAACCUGUUUUACUUUUUUGCGUGUGUUAAUAUUACUUAUCUUCUUUUACGAAUACAGAAAUCUAUUAAAUAUUUUAAACAUACUAGUUUCUAACAACUAAGACAUAGACAUAGAAACAAGUGAGAGAAAUAAGAGGAUCAAUAUGAGCGAAGAAAAGUUAACUAGUAACAAAUUGGAUAUUGAGCAGAAAAGGCAGUCUCUCAAUAAUUCUGAAGAUAAUCGUGAGUCUUAUAAGCCAAUUUCAGAAGACACAGGACUUGAUCACGUUAGUGGAGAUACGUUAAAGAACUCAAAUAUGGUCCGUGAAAAUUUAGAUGCUCAAGAUGGAGCAGAUGAAAAGAUGCUGGGUACUGAUGAUAAGGAAACUCUAGCCUUAAAAAAUGUCGAAGUAAAGUUCAUCGCUGCAGCAGAUCCAAAUGGUGAUGCAAAAAUUGAAAUCGAGAGUGCUGAAAAGAGUUUUACUGGAAUGACAAAAGAGGAAUUGAUGAAAUAUGCAAACGAUCCAUUCUGGGUUAAAUUGAGAUGGUUCAUGUUCAUUCUAUUCUGGGCUGCAUGGAUUGGAAUGCUCGUCGGUGCUAUUUUGAUCAUCAUUAAUGCCCCAAAAUGCGCUCCACCAACUCCAUUGCCUUGGUACAAAGAAGGUCCACUCGUUUUACUCGAUAAGAAUGCAGACAGUGUAAGUGUUGAUGAUUUUGCUAAGCAUCAAGUCCAAGGUGUAAUUUACGAAUUGCCAGGAGAUAAAACGUACAAGAUUGAUGAUGUUCAGGAUCAAAUCAAGAAACUUGUUGACAAGUUUAAGGCAAAGAACAUUCAUGUAGUCAUUGAUUUGACACCAAAUUAUGUCACGAAGGAUGAUGAGUUGUUGAAGAAGGCAUUAGAAGGAGAUAGUGACAGUUUGACUGCUUUUGUUACGUCUGAUAAGAAGACAAACUUUAUUAAAGUCAAAGGUGGAGAACCAGGCAAUGCAUGGGAGGAUCAAGGAAGCAACAAGUAUUAUUUGAAACAGUUUGGUGAUAAUUAUGAUUUGCGUCUCGACAAUGAACUUGCACAAGAUAAGUUAAAGGGAGUUAUGGCCAAACUUGCUGAAAUCGGCGUUAAAGGAUUCCGGUUGUCUAAUGCCAAACAUUUUAUUAUUAAGGAAGCUGCAUUUGAAGACAAUAAGCCAACAUCAGAUCCACAUGGAUUUGCACUCAGUAAUUAUGAAUUUUAUGAACAUACACAAACAACUUUCCAAAAAGGUCUUGGUCAAUUGCUGCAUGAUCUUAACAGAUACGUUAAAAAUAUUACAAAUGAUGAAGGAUUCUUAACAAUUAAGGAUGAUAUAUCAAAUCAUAUGGAAAAUUAUGCUGUUGGCGAAUUCCUUGGAUUUGAAAUGCCACGAUUUGGAUUCAUUAAUUCCGUUUUUCAUUCGCCUGAUGCCACAAAGGCAAAAAUCUUGAAAGAUAAUUUCGAUAAAAUUCAUGAACAUCUCAGUUCUGAUUCUACAAAAUGGAUGCAGAUUGAAUAUGGCCAUAAAGCAUAUGAACAUUUUGAUGAGUCUGCAUUCAAGCUAUUCAUUGGUAUGCUCAAUGGCGUUCAAAUCUCCAAAUACGAUGAUCUCAUCUAUUUCAAUAAUAGCACUGAAUUGUACACAAAGAUCCAAAAAGAACACGAAACAGUUUUCCAGCAUGGAAACUUUGAAGCUUACUUGAGCGAGAACAACACAGCUUUUGCUUAUUCUAGAAUGAAGUCUGGCAAUCCAGGAUACUUUGUGGUCGUUAAUCCUUCAAAGAAUGAAAUCACUGCCAAGUUCAACGAAACAAGCGUUUUGGGAUCAGACUUGACUUAUGUGUUAGUCAGCAACAACUUUGCUGAUACACCAAAGAAUAAAGUCAAACUCAACGAGAUCAAGAUGCCAAAAGAAUCUACGGCAAUCUUUACAUUCGUUCCAAAAUAAAUUGCUUCAUAGAAACAUUUUACUGCUAUUUGCAAGCUUAUGACAAUACUUUACAUGUUUAUCGUACAUCCUGUAUUCGUGUAGUUGAUAUGAUAUGAUAGUGUUUUUGUCUAUUGUCUCUCAAAUAUUCGUUCGAAUAAAUAAUAAUAAUCAUACAAUAUGAGAAGAAGCAGA
Messenger RNA from Chironomus riparius, 2191 nucleotides. NCBI's taxonomy places the organism in Eukaryota, Metazoa, Arthropoda, Insecta, Diptera, Chironomidae. The record is from the annotation of a GenBank genome assembly.